UGCACAUAUGAGGGAAAAUAUGGAACUGCCGAUUACAUAACACCUAUUCCAACGUCUAUGAUUUUGAACGGAACGUUGAAGCUAUACGUCUUCCUCAAAACUGAUCCAGGGAGGAGAGAAGUGUUGAAUGUCAUUGACCUGAGGGUAGUGCAGCGAGAGAAGAAACCGCACAGAUUGGCUGUUUGUACAGGUCCAGUCUGGUUUUAUGCAGAAUGGGCCAGUCUUCCACUUUUUUUUGAGAUUCGCAUAAUUAGUAAUUUACAGACGUGGAUUGCGAAUGGCGCAACAAAAUUUUAUUUUUAUGUCAACAGCAUUACGAAGGAGGUUGACGGAAUUUUUCGUAUUUACGAAAACGAUCAGAAUAUUAGUGUAGAACGUGUGCAGUGGAAUCUAUUUCCUACAGAAGCAGAUGUUCCAGAUGAACAAAACCCUAACAGUCUUAUACAACUCGGAGCAGUAAUGUUUAUCGCUGUAAUCAGGCGUUCAGCAAGAACUUUUGAAGCAUUUAAGCUUCAGUUUUAUUUGGUUCAUAAUCUCCUCUAUCUAGCAAGUAUUCGUAUGGAAUGA
Enterobius vermicularis (human pinworm) is the source of this 567-nucleotide messenger RNA. The record is from the annotation of a GenBank genome assembly. Lineage: Eukaryota; Metazoa; Nematoda; Chromadorea; Rhabditida; Oxyuridae.